Molecule: messenger RNA, 1074 nt
Organism: Thyridium curvatum
Lineage: Eukaryota; Fungi; Ascomycota; Sordariomycetes; Thyridiales; Thyridiaceae
Exons: 4
Coding region: 1-1074 (357 amino acids)
Source: RefSeq, a predicted model, not a curated record
AUGAACAGCGACAAGUCCUUUUCGCUCUCUUUACGCGACUUUGCCCCGAGGCACUUCUGCGACGGUGUCGAGGAUGUCUCCCUGUCCUUUUCGUACAAGCAGCUCGCCACUAUUGUCGACAUAGCCGAGAAGCACGAGAUGAGUGCAACGUCGGACCAAAGCACAAGCAACCAGCUCGAGCGCAGCCAGCCUCCGCCGAUCGGCAGGCCCAAUGCUCGGGAGGUGGCCCGUAUGCGCCAGGCAAAGCUUGAUGCUCGUGACAAGGACUAUGAGCCUGAGGAGGAUGAGUACGAAUGCGGAGUGCGGAUUGAUGGUCAGCUGUACAGACACCUGCUCGACGUGCCGAAGCUUGGGUCCAGGCUAUGCGUCUUCUUUGAAGCCAAGCGCGACCGAGAGCCGCCUAAAGGUCGCUGGGCCACUUACACACAGGAGGCGUUGGAGCACAUCGCCAUUAUCUGGGCGCGGCACUUCGACCAAGAGAGUGGCACCAUGGCCUUGAACCCGCUGGGCGGCCUCGCGAAGAAUACCUCGCGUACCUCGCUAAACCCAAAGGUGCAGAUCCUGCCUGAGGAUAUUGGUCACGAUGGCAUAGGCGAUCACUCUCCUUAUUCUCCGCUGGCUGUUGCCCAGCCCCAGGCUGACGCCCCCGGUCCCGGUUCGCAAGUCGUAAUUCCGCAAGUGGCUGACGGACAGCACAUGAGACUCUCCACACCCAGGUUGGCCUUGAGCUACGGUCCGGGACCUGACCAACCUCCACCCACCCCCUGCGGCGAGUUCAGAGAGGCUGCUGAGCCGUUCCCGGAGCGCGUCUCCGGGGAACUACUGGCGGAGCGACUCCGACUCGAGGCUGGGCCGCGAGAGGGACGGCGACACUCACGAGGCCGCGAUGGGGGGGACCUCGCCAAGUUGCUCGAGGAGGCGGACUCCAAGAAGAACAACACCAACAACAACUCCGGCCAUCCGGCAGACACGCCACGCGUAAGUCUGCAACCAUCCCCUGACAUGCUUAGCCGAAGAGAUUUUGAGACUGACCUCCACGGUGGCCAUUCACAGACUGUCGCCAGAGUUUGUUGA